AUGAACUCUUACACUCUAACAUUCAAUUCUCAAGAUUUAGAAUUAAAAUACUAAGAAACCAGAAAGGGAUUCACUCUCCCUGUCUUCAAAGGUAUAAGUAUUAUUUCCUUCAUCAUUUGUGUCAUCAGAACAAUCAUAUCCAGUGUUACUAAUCAAUUUAUAUAUGCAUUUAUAUUUCUUGGUCUCGGAAUAACAGUAAUCAUUUCUCAUUUCAUCAUUCGAUCCCUUCAAAAACAAUGGAUCGAUUAUUAUUUGUUUACAAUUAACCAUAUAUUGAUGCUUUACUAGAUUACAGUCAAUCAUAGUUAUGAUUUUCAAGAAUCAUUUAUUUUUGGGCAGGUAAUGAUGACCUUACAUAUAAUUAUUAUUUUAAUAUCAGAUUUUAAGUAUGCUAUCAUUUAAAUUAUUAAUAACCUAAUAAUUAAAAUUGUAAUCGCUGAAUUAAGUAAUGGUGAUUUACCUGUAAUAACUUAUUUAUACACUAUUUUAAUUGCUCUUAUGGCAAUGUUUGUAAUUUAAAGGAUAAAUAGAUAAUAUAGAUAAUCUUUCUUAUUUAUAAUCUAAGAUUAUCAAAAAGGUAUUCAAUUUAAAUAAUGUAUUUUUAGAAAAAUUUAUACCGUUAUUGUUUGAUAAUCCAUUUGCUAUUUUCACAUUUGAUUAAAACAAUCUCUCUUUUUAGGUCUUAUAAUCUAAUUUUGAUUAAUUUCCUUAGUUCAAUCCAUUAAAUAAUAAUCAAAAUAAUUUAAAAGCAUUCUUACGCAAUUAUAAACUGAAUGAUAUAAAAUUUGAAGACUUUUUAUAUAAAAGAACUAAAGAAUAUACUUAAGACAAUUCAAUAAUUAAUAAAGAGUUGUUAUUGAAUCAUCAAAAAUUUAAAAAUUAAAAUAUAGUAGUUAAGUUUUCUGAAUUUAAAGUUGCUGAUUUAACUUUCGUAAUUAUAAUGGAUCAAAAAUAAAAAUUAAUAAAUUCUUAAUCUGAAAAAAUUUAAUAUCUAUGUUCUUGGAUUUAAAUUUGCUCUAAAAGUCUUGCUAAAUUCUUUAAAAUCUAAAUGACAUUAACUUAGUAAGCUUAAUUUAAUUAAAAUUAAUUCUAUAAAAUUGAAAUGAAAUACAUCUCAAUGAUAAAUAAAUUGUCUUAAUAAAUAGAAAAUAAUCUUUCAUAUUGUAAGAUUUAGAAUAAAAUGAAAUAAAUAUUUUCAUUUUAUGAAUCAUAGUACAAUAUAAAAAUAUAAUGUGAAUAUCGCAUUUCUUCUGAUUAUACAAUCAUUACUAAUACAUAGUUGUUUAAUUAACUGUUAUUUGAUUUGAUGAAACUUCUAACCAAAAUGAAUAAAACAUGUGUUCAUUUUAUACUUUAAGAGUAGUUAUAAUUUUUAGAUAUUCUCAUAUGUAUAAAUCAAUUAUAAACCUUUAACACAGAAUUAAUGAAAAAAAAUUAAUUUAGAAGAGCACUAAAGAUAAUUGGUCCUUUUGAUCAAACAAUUUUUAAUUCAGAAAGUAAGUAUCAAUUAAUAAAUAGAUAUUAUUAUUCGUAUAUAUAAAAAUAUGGAGAUUUUAUAAGAACUAAAACCAUUUAAUUAUUAAUGA
Messenger RNA from Paramecium sonneborni, 1586 nucleotides. NCBI's taxonomy places the organism in Eukaryota, Ciliophora, Oligohymenophorea, Peniculida, Parameciidae. The record is from the annotation of a GenBank genome assembly.